GGGUUUGCGCGAUGACAUCAUCCCGGUGCUCCAGCCCAUUCUUCGCGACUCCUCAACCAAUCAUCACACGCAUCAACGCGUGCACACGCACACGAGCGCAGAAGAGCUAGCCUGCUAUGAUGACCCGGUGCAGGCGAUGUUUCAGUCGUGCUCGAGACGUUCAAGCAAUCGGUUCACUUUCUACCGACACAAACACACACAGCGAGCGUGUUUCUUUGUGCGUUUGUCCGUGCUGUUAUUGUUUUGUACACCGUGUUCAACCGUGCAUCACAUUCAACCCGCCCCAAGAAACAAGCCCACAGACAAAAAGCACAAUGGCAGUGAGUCGAUUGUCAAUCGUGAAGUUCUUGGAGUUGGCGCUGGCCAUCACCUGUGUGAUACUGCACUACAAAAGUCUUGGAGAGCGAGAUGACAUCACUAAGCUCUUGUCGGCCGGCACUUUCGUCGGGUACAGUGUGAUUCUUAUUGCACUAUUUGCCGGGUACAUGCUGAGCAAUCCGAUCAACAAGAAGCUGGACUUGUUCUUCAGUCUGAUCGGGUGCGCCAUGUUCAUCGCGUCCGGCGUGCUGAUCCUCAAGGAGUGGGAAAAUGCCUGGAACACCGACACGAAAAAGAUCGGCAUCUCGAAGGGUUCACUGGCCGUCACGAACGGGGUGCUAUUCUUCUUCGAUGCCAUCUUCACGCUACGCGACUAGAGCGUCACUAUGAUUCUCACCUUUUUUCACCCCACCUUCAUUCACAAAAUUUGCUAUGAUAUUCAGUGUGUGUGUAAUCUCAGCGUCUAUCUCCGCCUAGCUUAUCAACCAGUCUGCUCUGCUUUACAUCCAACGUACAGCAGCAUCAUUCAAACAUCCCCGAUCCAAAGAAAUAAGGUCCGUCAACUUCCGCACUAGAGGGCGUUAUGCUAAAGCUCUUUGUUGGUGCUGUAAGCGCCUACACAGGGGGCGCGCCUUGCACGCAAUACGCUUGCAUGCAAACAACUCAAGGAAAGCUCUCUCUCUCUCCCUAGGAAAGUGUAUGACGCGUAUUGGUGUAUUUUGGCAAACUAGCUGUUUUAUUUCUAAUGCCCAUUUUCUACUUUUAAAUUAUAACAUUAUAAAAUUGUUGUAAAAUAUCAUAGCACUACAUCACUUCAAGAUCUGUCCACUUCAUGCACGCCAAUCGACAUCAACGAAUGAGCGAUUUGAACCAUUUAUAUACAACCUAAUAUAUAGGACGUAAUGCGUGUGUGAGUAUGUAAUCUUUUUGAUAUACGUGUAUACAAAUAAAUUAAUGUACAAAAUA
Anopheles merus is the source of this 1284-nucleotide messenger RNA. RefSeq lists its product as uncharacterized. The transcript is spliced from 3 exons. The record is from RefSeq and is a predicted model, not a curated record. Lineage: Eukaryota; Metazoa; Arthropoda; Insecta; Diptera; Culicidae. Gene Ontology annotation, biological process: septate junction assembly. Bases 117 to 695 code for a protein of 192 amino acids.